AUGAACAUUUGUGUUACUCCUGGCGCAGCACAUAUAAAAGAAUUAUCUUACUGUAUUUAUAUCGAAUACAACACUGUAGGAGAUUUAACCAGAAAAAGAAAUUUUGUUGGAACACAAGAAAUUGGGGCUUUAAAUGAUUGCAAAAUACAAAAAUUUAAAACUGAGGGGUAUAUAGAAAAUAUUCAAUUUAUUGUUGUUUGGAGUGAAAAUAUAUUUUUUGGAAAAGACGAUGUUUUGUACGCGAGUCAUUUCAACGUCAAAAACGAAGAUUUUGUUCCUCAUGGUACAAUUACAUUGGAUAUAAACACCGUCGGAAAAACUAAACUUGAGUAUCAUAGAAAUACUGACUAUUGA
Messenger RNA from Meloidogyne enterolobii, 354 nucleotides. Lineage: Eukaryota; Metazoa; Nematoda; Chromadorea; Rhabditida; Meloidogynidae. The record is from the annotation of a GenBank genome assembly.